CUCGGGCUCAGGCUCGGGGCCCCAGGUUCAUCUCCUCCCUCUGUUUCUUGGGUACCCUGUUUCUCAAGAGAACCUUUCCCUUCUCUCGGACUCACUCCUCCGCUCUUCCUUCCCUGGCGACGACGACUGGGCGAGCGGCGGCGCCAUUUGUCACGUCUCCUCCCAGCCCUUUGCCGGCGACGAGCAUCCACUAGAUUUCUCCAAAGCAUGAGAUGUGAACUAGUAUUACAGGAAGUUACAAGGGAAAUAGUGACAUAAAACUUGAUUUGUCAAAGAUCAAUUGGUGGCUUGAAAUGGCUCAGCAGACGGCUUCAGUUCCAUUGGGUGACACAGCAGUUGUUGAUGCCAAACCCUUGCGUACAUUGACUCCCAUGUUCCCUGCACCACUAGGGCUCCACACUUUCACUCCUCAAAACUCACCUUCAUUUAUCUGUGUGACCCCAUUUGGACCAUAUACUGGAGGCACUGAAUUGGGCACAGCUGCUGUUCCAUCAAUGUUUGCAGCAUCAACACCUGCUGCAGAAUCCAGCCAGACACAGCUGCAUACGGCUAAUAUGAAUGGAGCUGCCCAAGUUAAUGGUACUGCAGUCAACAGUUUGGUCACUCCUUUGCAAACUCUGUCAGCUGGUGUGCAUGAAUCUGGUAAGAGGAAGAGGGGCAGGCCAAAGCGUGUCCCAGAUGCUACUGUUCCUUCAGCUCCUCUGGCUCCUACAGUUCCUCCAGUUACUUCAUUGCCUUUGGUUCCUUCAGUUCCUUCAGCUCCUAAGGAAGGUGAUAAUAUUGUUUCUGUGAUGCCUUCUUCAGCCACCCCACAGGAAUCUGGCAAAAGGAAGAGGGGACGGCCCAAACGUGUACAAGAUGUUCCUGAACUGGGUCCUCCAGCUUCUCAAGUAGACAGUACACCUGUUCUUCAGACACUUCCUGGGCCCACUGUACAUGAAUCUGGUACGAGGAAAAGAGGACGACCCAAACGUUUGCAGGAUAGUUCAGAUAUUUCAACUCCAAUUCACUCAAAGGAUAGUGAGCCCCCUCCCCAGCUACCUUCUGCAGCCACCUCACCUGAAAGUGGUAAGAGGAAGAGGGGACGUCCAAAGCGCAUACUUGAUGGUUCAGCGACUUCAUCAAGUCAUUCAGGUUAUUCAAUAGAUGAUGAAGCUGUUGACACAGCAAAACGUGGACGACCUAGGAAAAUCGACACCAAUCUGUUGCAGCUUCCAUCUUUGUCUUCACAUGAUCCUAGGGAAUCUGCAGAUAAUGUACUAAUGAUGUUUGACGCACUGCGGCGGAGACUUAUGCAGCUGGAUGACGUGAAGCAAGUUGUAAAGCAGCAGCAUAACUUGAAGGCUGGGAGCAUCAUGACUAAUGCUGAACUUCGUGUCAACAAGAACAAGAGGAUUGGAGAGAUUCCAGGUGUUGAGGUUGGUGAUAUGUUCUACUUUAGAAUUGAGAUGUGCCUAGUGGGUCUGAAUAGUCAGAGCAUGGCAGGGAUAGAUUACAUGUCAGCCAAGUUCGGUAAUGAGGAGGACCCUGUGGCUAUUAGUGUUGUGUCAGCUGGUGUGUAUGAUAACACUGAAGACGAUCCAGAUGUUCUAGUUUACACUGGGCAGGGCAUGUCUGGCAAGGAUGACCAAAAACUUGAGAGGGGUAAUCUUGCACUGGAGAGGAGUUUGCAUAGAGGUAAUCCGAUUAGAGUCAUUCGUAGUGUAAAAGAUUUGACUUGUCCAACUGGCAAGAUAUACAUAUAUGAUGGUCUUUACAAGAUCAAAGAAGCCUGGAUGGAGAAAGGGAAAUCUGGUUUCAAUGUGUUUAAACACAAGUUGCUCAGAGAACCUGGCCAACCCGAUGGCAUUGCAGUGUGGAAAAAGACUGAAAAAUGGAGGGAAAAUCCAUCUUCUAGAGACCAUGUUAUAUUGCUUGACAUAUCAUAUGGUGUGGAAAGUAAGCCUAUUUGCCUUGUAAAUGAGGUUGACGAUGAGAAGGGUCCUACCCACUUCACCUAUACCACUAAAUUGACCUAUGGGUAUCCAAGCUCCAUGAGAAAAACACAAGGCUGCAAAUGCGCAAGUGUAUGCCUCCCUGGUGAUAACAACUGCUCCUGUAUGCAUCAAAAUGCUGGUGACCUUCCUUACAGUGCUUCAGGCAUACUUGUUAGCCGCAUGCCUAUGUUAUAUGAGUGUAAUGAUUCCUGCACUUGUUCACAAAAUUGCCGGAACCGAGUAGUACAGAAAGGUACCCAGAUCCGUUUUGAAGUGUUCAAGACAGGAGAUCGUGGUUGGGGCCUCCGUAGUUGGGAUCCGAUUCGAGCAGGCACAUUUGUCUGUGAAUAUGCAGGUGAAAUCAUUGACAGAAAUAGCGUGAAUGGUGAAGAUGACUACAUCUUUGAGACCCCUCCUUCGGAGCAGAAAUUAAGAUGGAACUAUGCACCAGAAUUGCUGGGUGAACCUAGUCUUUCUGACUCAAAUGAGACACCCAAGCAACUGCCAAUCAUCAUCAGUGCAAAACGAACAGGGAAUGUGGCUCGCUUUCUGAACCACAGUUGCUCUCCUAAUGUUUUUUGGCAACCAGUUUUGUAUGAUCAUGGUGAUGAGAGAUAUCCACAUAUUGCAUUUUUUGCAAUUAAGCAUAUUCCCCCAAUGACAGAGCUUACAUAUGAUUAUGGCCAGAGCCAAGGUAAUAUUCAACAGGGAUCCAACUCUGGUUGUCGGAAGUCUAAGAGUUGCUAUUGUUGGUCCCGUAAGUGCAGAGGUUCCUUUGGCUAAACAACCAACCCAUAAUGAAAGUAUUGGAUCAUAAUUCUGCAGUUACAAGAUGAACUGAAUUGCCGUUACCCGCAGAAACAGGUCAUCGUCAUGGCGUGUUUGAAGGAGCAGAAGGCUUCCUAGGUGUUCCUUGGAUGAUCAAAUAAUAAGUCUGCCCCUCUUCGCCAUAGAAUGCAAAAAUGGGGUGGACUUUAUGUCACAAUGCAGUGUCAUUGUAUUAGACUAUUGUAUUAACUAGUUUUUAGGCAUCAUCUAAGGAGGGAGAAUGAAUCUUAUGCUCUUUGAAGUGUACUAGUGGUGAUCUGCACCCCUGUUAUGACCAACCGUCGCAGUUUUAGUGAUUGCAGAAUGCCUUUUUUUUUCUUUUUUAAAAAAAGUGUUGAUUUUUCUUGAUUUUAAAUUCUUUUCCCCAUCUUC
Molecule: messenger RNA, 3176 nt
Organism: Panicum hallii
Lineage: Eukaryota; Viridiplantae; Streptophyta; Magnoliopsida; Poales; Poaceae
Product: histone-lysine N-methyltransferase, H3 lysine-9 specific SUVH1-like
Exons: 3
Coding region: 294-2759 (821 amino acids)
Cellular component (GO): nucleus
Molecular function (GO): histone methyltransferase activity; DNA binding; protein binding
Source: RefSeq, a predicted model, not a curated record